Molecule: messenger RNA, 276 nt
Organism: Ixodes scapularis (black-legged tick)
Lineage: Eukaryota; Metazoa; Arthropoda; Arachnida; Ixodida; Ixodidae
Exons: 3
Coding region: 1-276 (91 amino acids)
Molecular function (GO): serine-type endopeptidase inhibitor activity
Source: RefSeq, a predicted model, not a curated record
AUGGCAGCUUGCAAGGUGGUGCUCCUUUUGGCACUCUGUGGUGUCCUGGCUUGUGAGACUGUGACGGCCGCUUCUCAGCACAUUUGUGCCUACCCUCAAACUUGCACCGAGCCGGGAGAACCUGACCCGGGUCAUCUCGUGAAUGCGACCGCCAAGUACGACCCAACCACCAUGAAGUGCGAGGAGAUCACGCCGGAAAUAAACCAACCUCACGACUGUCAGAAGUUCGCGACCAUCGAAGAGUGCAAGGAGAACUGCGAAACUGCGAGUGGCUAA